AUGGCAGACUGCUUCAGACGUCCCGACCCGCUGGUGUUUGAUGGCAACAUUGCGGAGAACUGGCGCGUUUUUGAGCAAGAAUACGACAUUUUCGUCGCGGCAGCUCAUUCAGACAAGUCUGCACGGACAAGAGCCUACAUUCUCCUGAAUCUAGCAGGCCCUGAAGCAAUCGAGAGGGAGCGCUCUUUUGUCUAUGCAGCGGAGGAACUGCGAGAACACACAGCCAUUGAUCGGACUCUCCAGACCCUCAGCGGCGUCAUCAGACAUGGCUGGCCAACUGCUGACAUCUUUGAAUGGCACGGCCAGCAGUAUCUGGUGCUUGUGGAUUCCUUCUCGGGCUGGUUCGAGAUCGACCUGUUAAACAACAUCACGUCGGCUAAUGUGAUCUGCAAACUAAAAAGGCACUUCUCGGUCCAUGGAGCCCCUCACACUCUGAUCACAGAUAAUGGACGACAGUUCACAAGUAUUCUAUACAAAGGCAGUGGGGAGAACCAGUUCAUCUCGCUGCAGCCUCCUGUCAUCUCCACGGUGAUGGGAAAUGGGCGUCGCCGGAGCAUCUCAUGUCCCAGUUGUAACGGUCAGGCUCUGGGCAACAAGCUGCUGGCCCCGGUGGCUCUGGCCUGGGGCAUCGACGGAAGCCUCUAUGUGGGAGACUUCAACUACAUCCGCCGCAUCUAUCCAUCUGGCAACGUGACCAGCAUCAUGGAGCUCCGAAAUAAGGACUUCAGACACAGUAAUAACCCAGCACACCGGUACUACCUGGCCACAGACCCAGUCAGCGGCCAGCUAUACGUGUCUGACACCAACUCCAGGAGGAUCUACAGACCCAAGACCCUGAGCCUGACCAAGGACAUCCAGGCCAACGCAGAGGUGGUGGCAGGGACCGGAGAGCACUGCCUGCCCUUCGACGAGAACCACUGUGGGGAUGGGGGCAAGGCUCCGGAGGCCCCCCUCACCGGGCCCAAAGGUGUGGCAGUGGAUAAGAAUGGCCUCCUCUACUUUGUGGAUGGGACCACAAUCCGGAAGGUGGAUCAGAACGGGAUUAUCUCCACGUUCCUAGGAUCCAAUGACCUGACCUCUGCACGACCCCUGACCUGCGACACCAGCAUGGACAUCAGCCAGGUGAUCUUGGAGUGGCCCACAGAUUUGGUUGUGAGCCCCAUGGAUAACUCUCUGUACGUCCUGGACAACAACAUCGUGCUGCGCAUCACUGAGACGGGACAGGUCAGCAUCGCCGCGGGCCGCCCCACCCACUGCCCGCUCGCUGCCUUCGACCGGGGCCUGGCGGGCGGACAGAGGGCCCUCCUCACGCCCCUGGAAUCAGCUGUGUCCAUCGCCAUCUCGUACCAUGGGGCCAUCUACAUCUCGGAGACAGACGAACGUAAAAUGAGCCGCAUCCGCAUGGUUUCGGUGGAUGGCGAGAUCACGCAUUUGGCCGGAGCGCCGUCAGAAUGUGACUGUAAGAACGAUGCUAACUGCGACUGCUACCAGGCAGGGGACGGAUACGCCAAAGACGCUCGGCUCAACGCUCCGUCCUCGCUGGUGGCCGCUCCAGACGGGACUCUGUACGUGGCAGAUCUGGGGAACAUCCGCAUUAGGGCCAUCUCUAGGAACGGGCCCACGUACAGCGGAGGCUCCUACGAGGUGGCCUCUCCGGACGCCCAGGAGUUGUAUGUGUUUGACGGUAAUGGCACGCACCAGCACACAGCGAACCUGCUGACCGGAGAUCUCAAGUACAGCUUCGGCUACAGUUCUGAUAAUGACAUCACUGCAGCAACCGACAGCAGCGGCAACACCCUGCGGAUCCGCCGCGACGCCAACAGGACGCCGGUACGCAUCGUGGCGCCGGACAACCAGGUCAUCUGGCUCUCCAUGGGCACCAACGGAGGCCUGAAGACACUCACCGCCCAGGGGCAGGAGCUGGUAUUGCUGACCUACCACGGCAACAACGGCCUGCUGGCCACCAAGACCUCUGAGAUCGGAUGGACCACCUUCUUUGACUACGACAGUGAGGGCCGCCUCAUGAACGUGACCUUCCCCACGGGCAUGGUAAACAACCUGUACGCAGACCUGCACAGUGCUCUUACCGUGGAUGUGGAGAGCUCCCUGUCCGACGAAGAAAUGAGCCUGACAACCAACGCCUCCACCUUCAGGGUCUUCUAUUCUCUGACUCAAGACCAGUGCAAAAGCGUGUACCAGGUUGGCUUCGAUAACUCUCUUCGGAUUACCUACGCCAACGGGAUGGACACACACUACCAGACCGAGCCCCACAUCCUGGCGGGCGCUGCCAACCCCACAGUGGCCAGGCGCAACAUGAGCCUGCCCGGGGAGAGUGGAACCAACCUAGUGGAGUGGCGCUUCCGCAAAGAACAGGCCCGUGGGAAAGUCAUCGUGUUUGGACGCAAGCUCCGGGUGAACGGGCGGAACAUCUUGUCGGUGGAUUACGACCGCACCCUGAAGACAGAGAAGAUCUACGACGACCACCGGAAGUUCCUGCUGAAGAUCAUAUAUGACUCUGCUGGUCACCCGGUGCUGUGGGUGCCCAGCAGUAAACUUCUACCUGUAAAUGUGAGCCGUAGCAGCUCCGGCCAGAUCAGCGCCCUCCAGAGGGGGCCGAGCACAGAGCGCCUGGAGUAUGACAGCAUGGGCCGCCUAGUGUCCCGUACCUUUGCCGACGGGAAGAUCUGGAGCUAUACCUACCUAGAGCAGUCCAUGGUCCUGCUUCUGCACAGUCAGCGCCAGUACAUAUUCGACUUUGAUUCCCUGGACCGGCUCUCGGCUGUUACCAUGCCAAGUGUGGCCCGCUACACCAUGCAGACCAUCCGCUCCGUGGGAUACUAUCGCAACAUCUUCCACCCACCGGAAAGCAACGCGUCUGUAGCCGUGGAUUACACCGAAGACGGCCUCCUACUCAGGGUGGCACACUUUGGAACUGGUCGUAGAGUUCUGUACAACUAUCGGCGGCAGAAUAAGCUGUCCGAAGUCCUGUACGACAGCACGCGAGUUAGCUUCACUUAUGAUGAAACUGCCGGUGUGCUAAAAACAGUAAAUCUUCAAAGCGAAGGCUUCAUCUGUUCUAUACGCUACAGGCAAAUAGGCCCGCUGAUAGAUCGGCAGAUAUUCAGGUUCAGCGAAGACGGAAUGGUGAACGCACGCUUUGAUUACACCUACGACAGCAACCUGCGUGUCACCAGUGUGCAGGGUGUGAUCAACGAAACCCCACUGCCUAUAGAUUUGUACCAAUUUGACGACAUAUCUGGAAAGAUUGAGCAGUUCGGCAAAUUUGGCGUCAUUUACUAUGACAUAAACCAGAUCAUAUCCACUGCGGUCAUGACUUACACCAAGCACUUUGAUGCACACGGACGAAUUAAGGAAAUCCAGUAUGAAAUCUUCCGCUCGCUGAUGUACUGGAUCACAUUUCAGUAUGACGAUGUAGGCAGGCUGACUAAACGGGAGCUGAAGAUUGGACCGUUCGCCAACACCACUAAGUACGCCUACGAAUAUGACGUGGAUGGCCAGCUCAUGACGGUGUAUUUGAACGAAAAAGUCAUGUGGCGCUAUACCUACGACCUGAACGGGAAUCUGCAUUUGCUCAACACUGGAACAAGUGCACGCUUACUUCCACUAAGAUAUGAUUUGCGCGACCGCAUCACUCGUCUAGGGGAUGUUCAGUAUAGACUGGAUGAAGAUGGCUACUUGCGCCAAAGGGGGGCAGAGAUUUUUGAAUACAACUCUAAGGGCCUGCUGGUGAGGGUGUACAGCAAAAGCACCGGAUGGACUAUUCAGUACCGCUACGACGGGUUGGCACGCAGAGUUUCCGCCAAGUCUAGCUUAGGUCAACAUUUGCAGUAUUUCUAUGCUGAUCUCAGCUACCCAGCUCGGAUUACCCACGUCUACAACCACUCCAGCUCAGAGAUUACCUCAUUCUACUAUGAUCUCCAAGGACACCUGUUUGCAAUGGAGAUAAGCAGUGGCGAAGAGUUCUACAUUGCUUGUGACAAUACCGGAACGCCGCUCGCCGUGUUCACAAGCAACGGGCUGCUCGUCAAACAGCUCCAGUACACUGCGUACGGGGAAAUCUACUUGGACUCGAAUCCAGACUUCCAGCUGGUGUUGGGCUUCCACGGAGGCCUCUAUGAUCCACUGACCAAGCUGCUGCACUUUGGAGAGAGGGAUUAUGACAUCAUGUCUGGCAGGUGGACGGCCCCCGACAUCUCAAUGUGGAAGAGGGUUGCCAAAGAGCCUGCCCCAUUUAACAUGUACAUGUUUAGAAAUAACAACCCCAUCAGCAAAGUCCACGAAGUCCGAGAAUAUGUGGCAGACAUCAACAGCUGGCUUGUCACGUUUGGUUUUCAUCUCCACAACACCAUUCCUGGGUUCCCGGUGCCGAAGUUUGAUAUAGGCACGGCUUCAUAUGAACUGAUCAAGAGCCAGCUCUGGGACGACCUGCCGGCCAUCUCUGGGGUCCAGCAGGAAGUAAGCAGACAGGCACACUCGCUCUUGUCUUUUGAGCGUCUGCCAGAAGUCCAUCUGCGCCGCGGCCGCAGAGGUGAGAAGUCCUGGCUCUGGUUCUCUGCUGCGCUGUCUCCUAUCGGUCGAGCUGUGAUGUUUGCCAUCUACAAAGGCAGCGUCCACACGCACUCUCUCAAUGUGGCCAGUGAGGACUGUGUGAAGGUGGCCACGAUCCUCAACAACGCUUUUUACCUGGAGCACUUGCACUUCACUGUGGAGGGCCGUGACACGCACUACUUUGUGAAGCCGGGUCUUCCGGACUCAGACCUGGCUGCGCUGCACCUGACCAGUGGUCACAAGACACUGGACAACGGCAUCAAUGUGACCGUGUCCCAGUCCACCACAGUUAUGGACAGUCGUACACGGCGCUUCGCAGACGUGGAGAUCCGCGCAGGUGCGUUGGGUCUGCACAUCCGUUAUGGCUCCACAGUGGACGAGGAGAAGGCUCGCGUAGUGGAGCUGGCCCGACAGCGCGCUCUGGCCGGAGCCUGGGCCAGUGAACAGCAGCGAGUUCGAGACGGAGAGGAAGGGGUCAGGCCCUGGACUGAAGGCGAGAAGAGACAGCUUCUUAGCGGAGGGAAAGUGCUUGGCUAUGAUGGCUAUUAUGUGCUCUCUAUUGAGCAGUACCCAGAACUGGCAGACAGCACCAAUAACAUCCACUUUCUUCGCCAAAGUGAAAUUGGUAAAAGGUAA
Knipowitschia caucasica is the source of this 5205-nucleotide messenger RNA. The record is from the annotation of a GenBank genome assembly. Lineage: Eukaryota; Metazoa; Chordata; Actinopteri; Gobiiformes; Gobiidae.